GCACCGUGGUCCGAUCCUGUCCGCCACAAAAUGAACGAUUACGUCAUAGCGUCGCCCCAACACUCGACGCUUUCCGACGACAACGACGCCAGCUCCAGCCGAGAAACCGCCCUCCUAAACAAUGGCAACUCCUCCUCGAACAAAUGCUUCAAGACGGCCUACGUCGCCCCCGCGGAAAAACAAAAGAAACCCGUAGCCAGGGGCCGUAAAACGUUCGCCUUUUGGACCCUCGUCUGUCUUUUGUUCCUGCUGGCCAUCGGCAACUUGAUUUUAACCAUGACGAUCUUGGGCGUCCUGAAAUUAGGAAACGGUAUGCAGAGUAUCGAGCUUCUUCCCAAGGAGGGGUUCUUAAAGAUGUUUGGAAACGUUGAUUUGGAUCACAUCUAUAAACAAGACGGAAAAAUCGAAGGUUUUGACGAUGAAAACGUCGAAGUUACCACAGACGACGGUUCGAUUAUGCUGAAUCUUUAUACCAAAACGAAUCGCGUGGUCAAUAAGCUUCAAAUUGAUAACAACGAAACUGUAUUCAAGGGUUUCAAUAAGUUCGUGGUCAAAAACAAGCAACAGGACACCAUUUUUGACCUGACCAAUCCUGUCUUCAAUAAUGUAAAGAAUGUUUAUAAUUUUAACAGCAAAAUUGUUGAGACUAACACUGUAAGAAGCCCGUUGAAGGAAAAUCUAAAAAUUGAAGGAGAGAGCGUUCAUCUAAAUGGAGCCGAAGGUACUAAAUUAGAAGCACGAGAAAUAGUAUGGAGCGCUGACCAAGAUAUUUACCUAAAAGCGAAAAACGGUUCGAUAGUCCUAAGCGGAAAAGAGGGCACGUAUAUUGACGUUAGGAGAAUCCCAAUUGCAAAACUGGAUAAAAAGAAUUAUGUAACAGCUCAAUUUAAAAUUUGUGUUUGUAUGCCACAGGGAAAAUUAUUUAGGGUACCUGUCGCCAAUGCAAAUGACCCUGUAUAUUGUCAUCAUGUAGACAUGUCCCCUCAACACAACCCUUGUAUGUAAUUUAUUAAGUUUUGUAAAUAUUAUUAGUUUAUGGUAUAGAAAUUUUAGUUUAGUUAUUUAGGAAUUAUAUACAAAAUAGAUCAAUAAAAUUACUGUUUGUUGUUUAAA
This is a messenger RNA of Sitophilus oryzae (rice weevil), 1113 nucleotides long. Its product is annotated as beta-sarcoglycan. Gene Ontology annotation, cellular component: sarcoglycan complex; sarcolemma. Gene Ontology annotation, biological process: muscle organ development. Bases 31 to 1005 code for a protein of 324 amino acids. The transcript is spliced from 2 exons. NCBI's taxonomy places the organism in Eukaryota, Metazoa, Arthropoda, Insecta, Coleoptera, Curculionidae. The record is from RefSeq and is a predicted model, not a curated record.